Messenger RNA from Hypomesus transpacificus, 2087 nucleotides. RefSeq names its product dynein light chain Tctex-type family member 5 (gene dynlt5). The transcript has 5 exons. Gene Ontology annotation, biological process: microtubule-based movement. Gene Ontology annotation, cellular component: cytoplasmic dynein complex; cytoplasm. Gene Ontology annotation, molecular function: dynein intermediate chain binding. The record is from RefSeq and is a predicted model, not a curated record. Lineage: Eukaryota; Metazoa; Chordata; Actinopteri; Osmeriformes; Osmeridae. Bases 874 to 1407 code for a protein of 177 amino acids.
UUCUUCUUUUGCAACCCACAUGCGCAGUUGAGUCUGCUUGACAGUUGUGUGACGUAGGGUGAUAAUUGGUCUAUAUUCACGUUAUUUAAGUCAUAUGCCCUACUCGUUUUAGUAAAAGUACAAAAUAAAGAAAAAUAAUAAAUAAACAGCUGUUUGUUAAUUUUUUUAAUUUAUUUUAAGCCUACUAUAGGCUUACAAUAUAAUUUCCCUUAAUUUUGAUCACACAAGCAGUAAUUCAUAAUUGCAGCAAUUUAUAUAGUGCUUAGCUACGUUAAUUUGCCUUAUGGAUUUGCAUAUUCCAGUGACAUAAUUACAUUCUUUCUGUACGUUCGUUUUAUUUUUCUAUAAUAAUACUGUUCUGUCUGUAAUGUAUUCAUUGGACACUGCGCCGGACACUAAAUAUGCAAACAUUUCAUGUACAUUUCCCAUCCAAAGAUUUUAAGAGUAAUUAUAUUAAAAAAAAUGAAUAUCAUGUAUUAUCUGUUUUACUUGGUAAUAAAGACCUGAAGAAUAUUGGGUAUUGAAUUGUGACUCAAUUUGUUGUGCAUUGCGGAUUUAUCUGCAGAGUGUGUAUUACCUUAAGGAGGUUGUUGGAGUUUCGUUUCUACUGAGUUUUCAUCGUGCUCACAAGCGGACUAGACGGAUGUUUUAAUGAAUUUGGUGACAGGUCCCUUUAAAAAUGUCCUAGUGCUUGAAUGGAAAACUCCUCCCCUAAAGCUGAGUGUUGUCUAGACAACACGAUACUCUGGGUGGCUACAAUGUUUCCUGUUUGGUUCAUAAAACUUGAAAGCUACAAACAAACAUCAUAGCUCAAACAUUCCUAGAAAACCCAAAUUCAUUCUAUGAAGAAAAGACUAAAAACCUAGAGUUAGUAUGUCUGACCUGGCUAAGGAGAAAGCAGCUCGUCUCUUGAAGAAGAGAGCCAGCGUGUCUUCCCUUGGCAGCCAUGAGGUAAAAGCCAAGGAAACAGCUGGUAGGACGAAGGACUCCUUAAGUACUGUAUCUUACAUGGAUGAGCCAGGUCACCAUGACGAUAACCUUAGGCCUGCUGUUCAAAUGGAAAACACUUACCAGAUGGGACCCUACCGGCGCUUCCCUGUCAUCACUGUCAAUGAUAUUCUGAAGGAUGUACUCGCCAGCUACUUGCAAGAGGAGAAGUAUGAGGCCGACCUAUGCCGGCAAAUGACAAAAACCAUAUCUGAGGUGAUUAAGGGCAGGGUGAAGGAACUGAUGGUUCCUCGUUAUAAGAUCAUCGUUCUCAUCAGCAUCGGACAGCUCGGUGACCAGAAUGUGCGCAUGGGCAGUCGCUGUCUGUGGGACUCGUCCAACGACACCUUCUCCUCACACACCUUCAAGAACAGCUCUCUCUUUGCCGUGGCCAAUGUCUACGCUGUUUACUUUGAGUGAGUCACAAUCACUGAUAACUGCCAUGGGCUUCAGAUACACUGGGAAAGGCUUCAUGCCCUUCUUUAACCUUAGAUACUGGGUAUCAUAAAUACGAUACAUUUUAUGUGUUUAUUGUCAUGUUCAAAACAUAUCAGCAUGCAGGUGAUUUGGGUAGUUUCCUAGAGUCCUAAUUGAGGCACCUUCUGAUGAACUGGGUUAAUGUGUCACUAUACAGAGAGGCUCCACACAUUGUUGUUUUGCUAGUACUGCAGCCAGAGUUGUUGUUUUUAGAAAGUAUAAAGAUAAGGUAGCCUAAAGAGAAGGGGAAAGGUGUGUACAUGGAGUGUAACUUAGAAUCUUUUUUUUUUCAAAUAUUUUUCAAAUAUUUAUGACAUCCAAAACGACCACAUUUUAGAGGUGAAUUAUUGGCUUCAUCUAGUCAUUCUAAUACUAAAUGAUGUUCAUCUCAAUGCUAGACCAUUUUACAUCCUAGCAACCUUAUGACUGUUUAGAACUAUCUUGUUUACCUGUGUGUAUACUGUCAUCAUACUUUUAUCUUGGAGGGUCAUCUCUAUUUGCACUAAAGUAUGUUUGGUUUGUCAGCAACCAUGCCUUGAGAAAGAAAUAAUGAUUCUCACUGAGAAAAUGUUGUCAUUUGUUUAAGUUUGGGACUUGCUCCUUAAAAUGAAAAUAAAAAGAGA